CCACCCGUAUGCAACCCUUCCUCCUUCACUUCUCUACAAGAGCUUUCUUUAAUUUCUUGUAUUAAGCAUGCAUUCCCCAGUAAGGUUCUCGAGUUGCAGAGGUGUAGCCUUUGAGAUAAAACCUCAUGCAGACCCAUUUGCCAUUGCACCAACACCGGCCCAAAAUGAGCUUUCCAACAACAGCAAUAGGUUCUGGUUCCCUUGGGACCUAAGGAACUCCUCCAAGAUCUUCCUUUCUUCCAUCCAAAGAUCUAUGAGUCGACCAAUUAGUCAUUUCUGUGAUGUUGAUUUUGAUGAAAAAAAAAAGAAGGCAAUGAGGAAGGCUUUAUAUUGGAGAGCCUGGAAGAAGCCAGAGUCGAGACUAUCCAUCAUAUUGCUUGAUCAAGGGCUGUUCACAGUGUACAAGAGACUCUUCACUGUCUGUUUAACCUUAAACAUCAUCGAACUGGUCCUUGCAGCCACCAGACACUUCCCUUAUGCGAGAAACAGAGCUGCCCUGUUCUCUAUCGGAAACAUUCUUGCUCUGACACUCUGUAGAAGCGAGGCUGUUGAAGUAUGUUUCUCCUGUGAGUGUGAAAACUAUAAUCUCACAUAAAAAAAAUGUAGAAAGAAAGAAUGGCUUAAAUAUGUGAAGAUUCAUGGAACUAUUAGAUUAGUCUUUUGAUUUUAAUGUAGUGUCAAAACAUGUAAUGAAUCAUUUAAUGUCGC
Rubroshorea leprosula is the source of this 708-nucleotide messenger RNA. Lineage: Eukaryota; Viridiplantae; Streptophyta; Magnoliopsida; Malvales; Dipterocarpaceae. The record is from the annotation of a GenBank genome assembly.